AUCAUCGAAGAAAGACAUCACACGAUUGUCGUUAGACUGUCAUGUUACGCGUGACAUACACACGCCGUCUCCACCGAUCAGGUUCCGGUAGACUCUAGAACUUAACUCCUCCUUAGUUCUCGCUUCUCCUCCAAGUUCGCAGCAGCAGCAGCAAGCAGCAGCCGCAGCCGCCACGAAGCCAAGCCCGUCGCCGGAUUCGACGUCGAUGAUCUGAGAGACGCCGGUCGCCGGAGAUCGAUGGGAUUCUUCAAGGGAGCCAGGUCCGCGCUCGACGCCUUCCGCAAUCUCGCUCGGACCUCGGCGCGAUUCCAGCAAGGCCCGCGGAUCCGCCGGGCCGGGCAGUCGGGUCUCGCUUCCGGCGCGUCGAGACUCGCUCCCGACGUCGCUCCGUGCCUGCCUCUGGUUCCUCGCCGGUUCGGCUACUACGGCGGGAUCGGCAGGAGCCAGGGGAAUCCGUUGUCGAGCGGGGCGAGGCGAUUCUACUACGUGGACCGAUACCAGGUGCAGCAUUUCCAGCCGCGCGGGCCGAAGCGGUGGUUCCGGAACCCUAGGAACGUGCUGAUCGUGGUCCUGGUGGGGUCGGGGGCUUUCGUCACGGUGUACUUCGGGAACUUGGAGGACGUGCCGUACACGAAGCGGAGGCAUUUCGUGCUCUUGUCCCGAGACCUGGAGAGGAGGCUCGGGGAGUCGCAGUUCGAGCAGAUUAAGGCUUCUUUCAAGGGCAAAAUACUGCCGCCGAUCCACCCGGAGAGCGUCCGGGUCAGAUUGAUCGCCAAAGAUAUCAUCGAGGCGCUGCAGAGAGGCUUGAGGCAUGAACAGGUUUGGCGUGAUAUAAAUUAUGCCUCCCCAGAAGCUUUUGAGGGCAGUGAGAGAGGUGCUCAUGAUACUCUGAUGGCACUGAGUGAUAACACCAGAAAGCUGGGGGAGACUUGGUCCCGGGAGGAGGAGCUUCUUGAUGAUAGGUGGGUUGACCAAAGCAGGAAGAAGGGUCAUGAGCGCGGAUCGAAGCCCACGACCUCACAUCUGGAGGGCCUCAAUUGGGAGGUCUUGGUGGUGAAUGAGCCUGUGGUGAAUGCAUUCUGCCUGCCGGGUGGGAAGAUUGUUGUGUUCACAGGACUUUUGGAACAUUUUAGGACAGAUGCAGAGAUAGCAACAAUAAUUGGACAUGAGGUGGCGCAUGCUGUGGCCAGACACUCAGCUGAGACAAUUACAAAGAAUCUUUGGUUUGCGAUCAUACAGUUGAUACUUUAUCAAUUUGUCAUGCCUGACAUUGUCAACACAAUGUCGUCUCUUUUCUUAAGGCUCCCAUUCUCAAGGAAGAUGGAGAUGGAAGCAGAUUAUAUUGGCUUGCUGGUAAUUGCUUCUGCUGGGUAUGAUCCUCGAGUGGCACCUAAAGUAUUUGAGAAGUUGGGUAAGGUGACUGGAGACUCGGCGCUUAGAGACUAUCUUUCUACUCAUCCAUCUGGGAAAAAGAGAGCGCAAUUGCUGGCUCAAGCACCGGUCAUGGAAGAAGCUCUCACUUUGUACAGGGAGGCUAUAGCAGGGCGCGGAAUUGAAGGGUUCUUGUAGGGUAUCAUUGGCAUGUACAGGAAUAAUACCCCUUAAAGAGAGGAAGAGAGAGCAUGUACAAGAAUAAUUGUUGUUUGUGGUUACUUUGGGUUAUUUUCAAUUGUUUCCCAUUUUCCUUCAACUGUAAAAACUAUUUUCUUGUGUCGUUUCGUUGUUCUA
Messenger RNA from Eucalyptus grandis, 1728 nucleotides. Its product is annotated as mitochondrial metalloendopeptidase OMA1. The record is from RefSeq and is a predicted model, not a curated record. Gene Ontology annotation, cellular component: membrane. NCBI's taxonomy places the organism in Eukaryota, Viridiplantae, Streptophyta, Magnoliopsida, Myrtales, Myrtaceae. Gene Ontology annotation, molecular function: metalloendopeptidase activity.